Penicillium manginii is the source of this 528-nucleotide messenger RNA. RefSeq lists its product as uncharacterized. The transcript has 2 exons. The coding region runs from base 1 to 528 and encodes 175 amino acids. The record is from RefSeq and is a predicted model, not a curated record. NCBI's taxonomy places the organism in Eukaryota, Fungi, Ascomycota, Eurotiomycetes, Eurotiales, Aspergillaceae.
AUGUUCCUGAUGAUUGCUGACUUCCAAGAAACUGUCAUUGUCAAAAAGAAUACAUCUAGAGGGAUUAGGUUCAUUCCGAUUCAACGUGAUCUUGCCAUCGAAUGCAACAGAAUCUUCCCUGCCUCGUACAAUACGUACACUCUGGCAGAGAUAUUUUUCGCUCUGUCAGGCCCAGGCCUUCUUGGCCUCAAAAAGGGGAUCAGACAAGACAUAAAUGAACAGUUGAAGAUUGAGCUCAGUACCCCGGGACUUGCUGCCAGCCAGAAUGGUUACUUUAUGAAACUUUUAGAAUUGUUCCAGAGAGAAGUUUAUGUCUGGAUACUGAGUGGAGAACUUGUUGAUUCUCAUACUAAGGGUGCAAAGAAAAAGCUCGCAACAUUGGAGAUGGUGACCCCUUUUCCGGCAAAUGUUGGUGGUGGGAAUGACUGGUGGCGAAUGGAAGUGUCGAUUAAUUGUCACGGGCUGGAGAAAAUUCCCAAGAUUGGGUCUGCAUACGAACUUCUGCAAGUUGUUGAGAAGGUUGUUUGA